Molecule: messenger RNA, 1092 nt
Organism: Colletotrichum acutatum
Lineage: Eukaryota; Fungi; Ascomycota; Sordariomycetes; Glomerellales; Glomerellaceae
Exons: 5
Source: RefSeq, a predicted model, not a curated record
CAGGCCGGCACAUCAGAGAUCCCGACAGGUGGAAAGAGGGAGGUUCGCCAUCUGCCUUUUGAUCAGAAUACUUUUAGAGACAUUUGUGACAGAUUCUUCAUACACUCUUCGAUAGCGCGAGUCAUCAACCGGGCAGACGUUCCUGUGUUUUCAAGAUCUUUUGUUACUAUGAGGCUGGGAGAUUCAGAUGCAACUGGCCAAACUGCUAUAGUAUAUCAAUGCAGAUCAUCUAAUACAUGGGCGGACGACAUGGCUCUGACAGCCACUCACUUUCCCCAGAGCAACUUGACCUAUGCUGUACUGUUUGGGUGUACUGCUGAGGUUGAACGCAACGUAAUCAGCCGAUUACGUCGCGCAACGGACCACGUAUUCUUCCCUCUGCUCUUACCAGGUAUAUUUGCGGAACUGGAAAGAGAUCGAAUGGCGAAAGUCGUCACAGAAACUGUUGAUGCCAUCGAAGGAGCAAUUUUCGAGCUUGGCACCGGAAACCCGAUCGAAGGCGAAGAGCUUCUAGAAGAGGAUAAGAUUGAUAUGCGACAUUCUCGAAGGUCUGCUUGGCUGAAUACAACAUUCCUUCGGAACAGCCUAAGAGCAUGGAAGGGUCAACUUCGAAAGAUGGCAGACCAUGUUGAUGAACUAUCCAAGCAUAAAAUGACCAACAUAAUGUUGGAUCGGACAGGGUUGAUGGUAUACGAUAGGAUUCACGCUCUCAUUGAGGACUUUGAGGAUAGGAUUCAAGAAUGCACAAUGAGCGUUGAGGGAAUGACGAUUGCUACACAAUGGGCUCAAGGAGACACCAAUAUGGACAUUGCAACAGCUACCGGUCGGGAUUCGAGGCAAAUGCGCUCCAUUGCUAUGGUAACAAUGGUGUUUCUUCCGGGCACAUUCUUCGCAACAUUAUUCUCCAUGUCAUUCUUCAACUGGUCUCCAAAUGACUCCCAAACGUCCGUCGUGUCAAGCUAUAUUUGGAUCUACUUUCUUGUCACUGGCAUCUUCACUGUAUCCACCCUUCUUCUCUGGUGGUAUUUUCUUUCAUCUCGCAGAAAGAAGUACAGAAGUUGUAGUUUUGCUACGUACCUUCUGAAAGUCUGA